UUUGCAGUUACGCCGUCGCGUGAAUGACGUCAUCAAUAUUGGCGGCAUUUUGAAAAGGAAAUAUUUUUGUUGUGGCGUAAUUCAGUGCGUUCAACUUCGUCAAAUAUGGAUGAACUUACACAGGGAAACCAAGCUCUACCUGGACUGUCAGAAGCUGCCCAGUUGGAACUAAUGAACCAAUGUGAGGAGCAGUUUGCUCAUCUUGAAAAGCUUCAAAACAAAAUUAUCCAACAUGAGCCAAAGCAAUGUGAAAAUACUCAAGAGCAGUCAGUUAAUCGGCUAUUAGCAACAGAAGCGGAAAUGAAGCAGUGGCUCACGGUGGAACCAAGAUUGCUGGCAGAAAACUCUGAAGUGUUACUUAAAGCUGGAAAAGAAGAGAUGCUCAAGCUAUGCUCUGAACUUGAGAUGGUUCUCUCUUGCUACGAAGCAAAGCGAGACAAACUACGAGAAACUAAAGAGCUUGAAUUCAAGUGGUUGGAGGAAAAGAGGCAGGCGCUACAGGCUGUCACUGACCAUGCUAAGCAACUUCAAAAUAAAAGUGAGAAAUUAUCAGAGCACAGUGUUGUGCUUGAAACAAAGGAGAAGAUCAGCAGAAUGAAAGCCUACAACGAAAACCUGAUGGAAUCUCUGGGGGACAUCCUCGAAAAACAUGUUCCUCCUCCUAGCGGUGAGAAGAAUAUUUCAAAUGUUCUAAAUGAAGACUUGAUUUCCCUUGCUGAUAUUCUGGAGCUGCUCAUGAACAAGGCCCUAAAGACGCCACAUGACCCUUAUGUGACAGUCGACUCCACUUUCUGGCCACCGUAUGUAGAGAUGCUACUCCGACAUGAUAUGGCUGUCAGACAUCAGGAGAAUAACUUCAAGAUUCGCCUGGAAACGUUUUUCUGAAGCUGUGCUGUAUUUGGCAUGAUACUAAAUGGACCAAUCCUGGACCUGUUUUUCCUUUUUAU
Molecule: messenger RNA, 947 nt
Organism: Syngnathus acus (greater pipefish)
Lineage: Eukaryota; Metazoa; Chordata; Actinopteri; Syngnathiformes; Syngnathidae
Gene: cenpk
Product: centromere protein K
Exons: 10
Coding region: 106-885 (259 amino acids)
Biological process (GO): kinetochore assembly; mitotic sister chromatid segregation
Cellular component (GO): nucleus
Source: RefSeq, a predicted model, not a curated record